CUUGGUGUGUUCCUAACGGCUAGCAGAGCGCACGAAGCUACCUUAGAGAACAGCCAUAUAUACGGCCAUAUUAUAUCACGCCACAUAUUAGUAUAUCGUAUAAUAAAUACAACCGUCGUAUAUGGGUAGUUACCCGAUCACACAACAAGCUGGCGCUUCGCUUUCUAAGAUGCAGUCUAAAUCUGCAUUCACGUCUUGCUUGACUGCUGGCGCUCUAAUACUAAGCUACGCUACAAUCGCUCAAGCGGGUACUGCACUGGCGGCCGAUAAAGAGGAUCACAGGGCCACCUCCACAACCCUAUUAAUAGAGUCUAAGACCACAUAUACAGAUGCAACAGCGUCUUGUGAAUUACUGGGAGGUCGGCUGGCAAGUAUAAACGAUGAGAGCGAAUUUUAUAGGCUGCUGCAGCUUGCUGGCGAAACACCUUGGAUCGGCCUGAAGUCUAAUCCCGAUAGAAUAAUAAGUAGCUAUAGCUGUCCUCCAGAUGUAAUCGGGCACGCUUGUACAGAUCACAUCAGACAAGCG
Molecule: messenger RNA, 526 nt
Organism: Sphaeroforma arctica JP610
Lineage: Eukaryota; Ichthyosporea; Ichthyophonida
Exons: 2
Source: RefSeq, a predicted model, not a curated record